Messenger RNA from Alternaria rosae, 996 nucleotides. RefSeq lists its product as uncharacterized. The coding region runs from base 117 to 830 and encodes 237 amino acids. The record is from RefSeq and is a predicted model, not a curated record. NCBI's taxonomy places the organism in Eukaryota, Fungi, Ascomycota, Dothideomycetes, Pleosporales, Pleosporaceae. The transcript has a single exon.
UCCGCACAUGAAUUGCUACAGCAGUCAAGCUCCGCCUCAAUCCUCUGUUAUAAUCACUGAAAAGCUGGUACUCUUCUUUGUCGCAGUUACAGAUCCUCCAAAUAUUUGCCUCCACAAUGGACGUUCAAAACCGGCCAACGUCAAUAGACAUGGCUUCCAUCGGACUGGGGAGCUUACCCUCACCAGCUCCAACAUACAGCUCUACGUUCCUUUCGUAUAACGCUCCUCAUACGCCCCAACACGCCAAUUUUGGUUUAGCACCAAAAGGUGGUACCUCAAACAACCCCUACCAUCAAGCCACGCAUGAGUCGCCUUAUUCGAUCCCGCGUUACACCAAAGCAGCCUCAAAGGAGAUGGAGGAAGCUCAAGUCAAGCCCGACUACCAGGAUACAAACCACCCCCACUUUGCGCAGUCUUCAGGACCAGGAUUCCCGACCUCACUGCCCGCACGAAGUCGAAUGCCGCGGAAAAGCAUCCUUGUGCCGUGGGUACUUUUCGCCAUUUUCUUCCUCACAACGCUGUGGUUCACCUCGAUCUUAGCCGGCGCACGGUUUCUCUCCAUCAUCCAUCCGACAUCGCCAGUCUCUACAGUGCAGGAGAUUCAUGUCUACGUCAACGGAGAAGCUCUUCAAGGGAGCGUCUCUGUUACUAGAACUCUUGCCUUGCCCACGGACAGUUUUACUUCGACUGCAAAUACUCCAAGCUCAACGGCACCAAUAUCUGAACCAAUACCUGACAUGGGCAAGGACAUGGACGGUCUUUCUACGGUGCUUGAAGGACGUACUAUAGCAGCGCCUACGGGUUUCAUCAUCAAAGGAAGAGCCCCAUGAGGAAGACAUUUUCUCCGACUGAGGUGCUGCCCCACCCCAGGCGCCGGAGCAGCGCGUCAUGAAGUGCAGCCUCAUCAGAGGCAGUGAACUGUAGAUUGCUUUUGCAAUGAAAGUCGUUCGCAUGAUUCAUACACAUUUUUGAGCACACGUUACUCUAUUUCUUUCG